AUGUCGCUGUUACCCGUGAUCUCUAAGCUACUCGAAAAGCUGGUGCAGAAAGCCAUCAACCAGUAUGUACUAUCAUCCGGGUUAUAUGGCGCGGCUGCAUACUAUGGCCUCACAACGAACAGUGGAAAACGACUGCUGGAGACAGCUUACAACCAGUGCCUCCGCGUCGCUACAGGAUGUGUGCCUUCUACACCACUGACCAAGCUCUACGAGGUUGCAGGUGCUCCGUCCCUGCAUACAAAGAUCACACGCCAGGCUGGGAAUUUGGCCAAUAUUGCUCUUCGUCACAGCACCCCAACCCCUGCUCGCACCGUUCUCUCCGCUCGGGUUCCUCAACGCAUACGCCAGGACAAGACCACUUGGCAACAGUUAGCCCAGGAGACUUUGCCUACUCAGCAAUUUCUCCCGCUGCCUUCGCGACCACCGCCAUGGGCAAAGGUGGAGAACUUGACGAUCCACAUCACUGACUGCAGCAGAGAUGAUCCCCCGCAUGUCCGGUUGUCUGCAGCCCUGGAGUGCCUGGACAAGGUUUCCUCUCUUUGUGCUCAAUCUCAGUCAUAUGAAGUCUGGACAGAUGGUAGUGUCACUGAUGAGGGUACAGGAGGAAGUGGCUAUCUUGUCAUCAAAGUCACUGAUGGCCAACGCUCUGAAGUGUGCAGUGGAAGCGAUCCUGCAGGCGUGGUAGCAACUUCCUUCACCGCCGAGGUAACUGCAGCAGUGGCUGGUCUCUCUGCGGCAGAAGAUCUACUUACGGCUGGCCUCACCAACACAGAUGGUCAACCCUCGCUGCCAGACCUCAUCCUCGUUACGGACAGUCGUUCGUUGACUGAUUCUGUUGCCGGCGAUCCGUACCGUAUGAGCCCAGAUACGAUUCCUGUGUUUGAGGCUAUCAAGAGCAUUAGCCAGCUUGUUACCAGCAUCCACCUUGUCUGGGUUAGCAGUCACUGUGGCUUAUUCCUCAAUGACAAAGUAGAUCGCCUGGCUGCGGCUGGUACCCAGGUUCCCCAGGGUCACGUCCGUCUUCCAGUGCAAGCCACCAAGACUGCAGUCCGCAAGGCAACACGGUACCCACCACCAUUGCUCGACACCAAGAAGCUCGGUGACCUUCGGACACGGAAAGCGUCCUGCAAGCUGAACCAGCUGAUGACCGGCCACUGUAGUCUUCUGAAUGGCUACCUCCACCGCAUUGGAGCUGCACACUCGCCUCACUGUGUCUUCUGCCCUGGCGUCGUCGAGGAUGCAAUGCACUUCCUUUUCGACUGCCCAGGAAGAGCACAAAGCCGCCACUCUGCAGCUCUUCAGUCGUCUUCAUCCGUCAGUCAAGCUGUAGCCGAGUCUCCCUACAAUAUUGCACGAUUCUUGCAGUUGGAGAAACUGCUAUGA
Molecule: messenger RNA, 1383 nt
Organism: Sycon ciliatum
Lineage: Eukaryota; Metazoa; Porifera; Calcarea; Leucosolenida; Sycettidae
Exons: 1
Coding region: 1-1383 (460 amino acids)
Molecular function (GO): nucleic acid binding; RNA-DNA hybrid ribonuclease activity
Source: RefSeq, a predicted model, not a curated record